This is a messenger RNA of Cylicostephanus goldi, 498 nucleotides long. The record is from the annotation of a GenBank genome assembly. NCBI's taxonomy places the organism in Eukaryota, Metazoa, Nematoda, Chromadorea, Rhabditida, Strongylidae.
AUGGCCGAACAGCGAUAUAAGGAGCAGCCGAACGCCACCAUGGAGACGAAAGUCACCGGACAAGGCCAGCCAAAACGUGUGGGACGCUGGACACUCGCUCAACUCAGGCAAACAGACGGUAUAAUACCAAGCCAAGCAGGAUGGAACAAAGGAGAUUCGCAGAAACUUAUGACCAACUUUGGUACGCCACGAAACACAGCCACCCGUGUCAAAGCCGAGAAUCUGCAGGAAAUUCCCGAAGAAAUUGCCCAGCGCACACACGGUGAAGUACGUCUACAGUCCGGUACAAACAAAUUCAGUUCGCAACGCGGUAUGACUGGUUUCGGUACUGGACGUGAUGUAUGCCGAGAGGGUAAACACGUAAACACCAAUCCAUCCGAUUUAUCGGUAAGUCGGCAAAUGAUUGUGCACAAGCUGGAAAUACAAGCUGUGAAAAUUACGAACGUUGAGGCUUUUUAUCACAAUAAUCUUGAUGUUAGCGCGAAAUCUUAUCGCUAA